Acanthopagrus latus (yellowfin seabream) is the source of this 936-nucleotide messenger RNA. RefSeq names its product v-maf avian musculoaponeurotic fibrosarcoma oncogene homolog Aa (gene mafaa). Gene Ontology annotation, cellular component: nucleus. The transcript has a single exon. NCBI's taxonomy places the organism in Eukaryota, Metazoa, Chordata, Actinopteri, Spariformes, Sparidae. Gene Ontology annotation, biological process: regulation of transcription by RNA polymerase II. The coding region runs from base 1 to 936 and encodes 311 amino acids. Gene Ontology annotation, molecular function: DNA-binding transcription factor activity, RNA polymerase II-specific; RNA polymerase II cis-regulatory region sequence-specific DNA binding. The record is from RefSeq and is a predicted model, not a curated record.
AUGGCCACCGACCUUGCCAUGAGCGCAGAGCUGCCCAACAGCCCUCUGGCCAUCGAGUACGUCAACGACUUUGACCUCAUGAAGUUUGAGGUGAAAAAGGAGCCGCCUGAGGCCGACCGCUACUGCCACCGCCUCCCGUCCGGCUCGCUGUCCUCCACCCCGAUCAGCACACCCUGCUCCUCCGUGCCUUCCUCGCCGAGCUUCUGCGCCCCGAGUCCCGGCGCGCAGCCCAACCAGAGCCUGACCAGCGGGGUCAACAGCAGCGGCAGCAGCAACAACAGCAGCGGCAACAAUAAUCACAGCAACGCGGGCAAACCUCAGCUGGAGGAUCUGUACUGGAUCCCCAGCUACCAGCACCACAUCAACCCCGAGGCGCUCAACCUGACCCCGGAGGACGCGGUGGAAGCCCUCAUCGGUAACGCGCACCACCAUCACCACCAUCACCAGGCCUACGAGGGCUUCCGCGGGCAGCAGUACGUCGGGGAGGACCUGACCACGGCCUCGGCGGGCCACCAUCACCAGCCCCAUCACCACCACCACCACCACCACCACGGCCACCACGCCCGCCUGGAGGACCGCUUCUCGGACGAGCAGCUGGUCAGCAUGACGGUGCGAGAGCUGAACCGGCAGCUGCGGGGCUUCAGCAAAGAAGAGGUGAUCCGCCUGAAGCAGAAGAGACGCACCCUGAAGAACCGCGGCUACGCGCAGUCCUGCCGCUUCAAACGCGUCCAGCAGAGGCACAUGCUGGAGACAGAGAAGUGCACCCUGCAGAGCCAGGUCGAGCAGCUGAAGCAGGACGUGGCGCGCCUCGCCAAGGAGAGGGAUCUUUACAAGGAGAAGUACGAGAAGCUGGCCAGCCGGACCUACAAUGCCGGCGGACCCGCGAACACGAGAGAUCCGUCCGGGAAACAGGCCAACCCCGAGUUCUUCAUGUGA